AUGUUGUAUAAACUCAAUUUCUCUAGAAAAAAGAUUGAUGUACCUAGAAUUAUAUCGAUGAAUAUCUCCUAUUUACUUGGAUUGUUUGUAAUGAUCAUCUCUUAUGCCCUGAUCGGUCCGCGAAUGCGUUUACUUCAGACUAUAUCAGAUAUUUCAUCGAGAUUGCCACAGAAGUCAUAUCAAAACCUAUCCAAAUUAGUACACACUAAGGACAUUUUCGGUUUUUUCUUUCACUUUUGGCUGAUAUUAUCAUUCUAUUUCGUAUAUUCUGAAAGGAUAGUUUUCGGUUUAUUCCAACUGUUCAGACUUUUCAUCAUCUUGUUGGGAUUUCAAAUGGAUAUGCUAUACAUAAAUUGUGUUUGUGUCUUAAAGGCCUGUUUCAAGGAAAUCAAUGAUAAUCUGGAGAAUCUACAAGAGCUCGUGAUGAAUAAUAUUCCUAGAUUGAUCUAUCAUGAGCAGAGACAUCCGUUGCUGAUAAAACUAAAGGCUCUGAAGAAACAUCAUCUGAUGAUAAGUGAUACAGUGAAGAUGCUUAACAUGAUUUUCAGUCUGCAUCUUCUCGCUGUCAUAGCUAUAGUCUUUAAGCAGAUAAUAUUCUUCGUGUAUUUCAAUGUAAUAAAAUGGCAAAACGGGAUAUCCUUGAAUCAAGACAGGAUUUAUAACGCAUAUUUCAUAUCAAUUGUAACAUAUUACUUUACAAGAUUCAUAUUGAUAGUGUGGGCUUGCGAAACUGGUAAAAAUGAAGCGACAAAAAUUAGCACUAUCGUUCAUGAUGUACGUAACAGCAUCAGCGAUAUGCAAAUCAAAUAUGAGUUAAAUUUGUUCUCCUUGCAAAUAUUGCAUUGCGAUAAUACAUUCUCCGUGAAAGGUCUCACUAUAGAUGCGACGUUAUUCACUGUGAUGGUGAGUAGCGUUUCCACGUAUUUAUUAAUCUUAAUACAAUUUUUGAUCACAACGCAUUCUUGUGACAGCAAGACAGAUGCAGUUAAUUAUACACAAGCAAUUUAA
Trachymyrmex cornetzi is the source of this 1008-nucleotide messenger RNA. RefSeq lists its product as uncharacterized. The record is from RefSeq and is a predicted model, not a curated record. NCBI's taxonomy places the organism in Eukaryota, Metazoa, Arthropoda, Insecta, Hymenoptera, Formicidae. Gene Ontology annotation, biological process: male courtship behavior; sensory perception of taste; chemosensory behavior. The transcript is spliced from 3 exons. Gene Ontology annotation, cellular component: neuronal cell body; dendrite; membrane. The coding region runs from base 1 to 1008 and encodes 335 amino acids.